AAAAAAAAUGUUUCAGCAAAAAAUAUUUUAGACAAAAAAGAUUGCGCAGCAGAGGACAAAAUCAUUUAUUCUUUCAACACCAAGGAAGAAUCCUUUUUAGUAGGAAUAAGGAAUUUAUUCCAAUUUGCGUAACUCCACUUAUUUAGCCAAUUAUAGUAAAACACUCUCAUUAGUGCUUAGGAAGAGCAAGAGAGAGAAAAACAUGGAUGUUGUACAGCUGCUUGAGAGGCAAUUUAUCGAUUAUAUGAAGUCUCUAUACAUGGAGCAUUAUUUGGAUGAUCAGUUUACCCAGUUGCAGAAAUUGGCUGAUGAAAGCAACCCAGAUUUUGUUUAUGAAGUUGUAACUCUCUUUUUUCAAGAUUCUGAGAAACUAAUCGACAAUUUAACCAAAGCUCUUAAUCUGCAAGUAAUUGAUUUCAACCAAGUGGCCAAUCAUGCUCAUCAAUUCAAGGGUAGUAGUUCUAGCAUCGGCGCACAUAGGGUGAAAAACCAAUGUGUUAAGUUUCGAGCUUAUUGCGAGGAGAGAAACCAUGAUGGGUCAAAGUUACGUCUUGGAGACCGUGCAAAAAAAGAAACAAACACUAUAUCAUGGGACGGAGGAAGCAUGUGAUUAUUUAUAUAUUCAUGCUGAUGCUAUGAAUGUUUGGCAAGUGACGUAUCACUAUUUCUGUGGUGUGUAUGCUGCAAGAACUCCAUUUAUUUAGUGAUUUGGCUGAAAUUGUUUCUGUCAUUGUUAAAUGGACAAGCAGUUCCUUAUGAUGCCUUUCAAGUUAAAUAUUCAGUAAGGUUGACAGUUUACCUAGUCUCAUAUUCUUGCAAUAUCUUGAAAUUUUUGUUGAUUUAGUAACACUUUAUCAAAGGCCAAGAUCUAAUGAAGUAGAUUUCAUGGUUGAAAUAGCAUCAUUUUAUAGACUAUACCUGCUUUCAUUUUGUGGACAAGAUCUCAUGAGAUGUUAGGUUAGAGUUUCGAGAAAGUAUUGCUUAUAACAUUACUCUCAGAAUGUUUAGGGUCUUAACCCUUACUCACUUACUCGUGGUCCUUUCAGAGAGUGAGCCUUAACAAGUUUAUUUUGAGAAUUGGAUAUGUUCUGAGGAAAUAUCAAAGGCAGCUUUAGUUGCUUUUUUCAAAAUUUCAUAAAGAGCAGGCAAAAAAUUGGUCAAGAAUACCUUUAUUUAAGGAGAGACUAUUGAACAUAUUAAUGGUCAUAUUUUCUAAAAAAAUUACUUGAGCUUUCUUCGCACAAUAAAAGGUAGGAUUUCCCCUUUUAAAUUCAUUAUUAGUUAAUUGAAUGAUACAUUCAAGCUAUUUGCCUACAAUUGUCGACACCUGCAAAUUUGAGAGCUAACACGUAACACCAUUCAUCCUGGAACGACAAAACUAGUAAUCUCGAAUUUAUUCUGUUGGUGAGAGUGUAAGCAUUUACAAAACUAGCAUAAAAGAGUUACCUAGGUAAGAAAACUUGAAAGGUUGAAUAUAUAAGGAAAGUUUGGUUCUUAAUGGACAUGUUAGUUUGGUUUUAUGGGACAAAUGUGCAAUGUUCUGAGCAUGAGCUGCAUACUAUGAGUCCUAGGCGAAGCAGGUUGCACGCAAACAUGCUAUGCAAUUAGUUUUCUCUAUCUUGCAUUCAGCCCUCAAGAAAACAAUUUAUUUUGGCUAUUUUAAAAAGGAUUCCUCCCCUCCACCAUCUAAACAAAAGGAAAAGGAAAGUCACAACAAUAGUUGAACUAAAAAGCCCAGAGGCAUUGCCAUGUGUGUCUUGGAGAUCUCAGGGAGCCUUGAAUGCCCCACAAUGAUCCUUUAAACUGAUUAUACAAAAGCACCUUGCUCCAGCUCCAUAGAGCUCUUAAUUUGUUGGUCAUCGCUCUGCCAAUGUUUUUCCUCCUUUCAGUCUUUGUGUCAUGCAUUAGAAUUAUAAUCUCAUCUUAAAUAGGAUGGCAUUUGUGACAUCUUGGUGAUAUUAAUGAAAUAAAACAUUUGAGUAUGAUGUUUCCUAAUAACUUCGUAUAUAGGACACUGCUAUAGAAAACUUGUCUCCUCCUUUCUAUGUGUUUACAGUUGAAGAAGCUAUUUUCUCCUCGUCUUUCUUGUUCCAUGACAGUCAAAUGGUUUACGUUUAAAUUACGUUGCUAUUUAGGAGUGGUGAAGAAUUUUCUCAUGUCAUAUCUUGGGAAUUUUUUGACAUAGUCUAGUCAUUUUUUUAGUCAUUUUGAACUUCUGGUCGUUUUAUUUUAAACUUCUGAAAGUCUUAUGAAUUUAUGUCUUCUCCAAUGGACCUCCAUGACUAUUGGAUAUCUUCUCUUAGCUUUAUAGUUUUUGUGAUUGUUAAUAUUGCACUUCGAGCUUAUCGUUUAUGUGUGUGCUUUAUAUUGGUAAGCAAGUCUACUGAGGUUGGUGUUAGCACUUGGUAUUUUAGAUGAUAAUUUUAGUUUUAUUUCUUUCUGAACUCUUUAAGAUGAGUUUUGCAUCUUGAUUGGUUUCGAAGCUUUUCCAAAUAUAUUCGCUAGUACCUCUGUAUCAAAUUACAGUUAUAAUGAUAAUAAUUUGGAAGGAAGGAGCUAUGUAUAAUCAACUAUUUUUAUCUUUACUAUGAGAUAAUGCUAUUUUAUAUUUAUUUGUCAGAACA
Beta vulgaris subsp. vulgaris (sugar beet) is the source of this 2624-nucleotide messenger RNA. RefSeq names its product histidine-containing phosphotransfer protein 1. Bases 203 to 610 code for a protein of 135 amino acids. Gene Ontology annotation, molecular function: histidine phosphotransfer kinase activity; protein histidine kinase binding. The transcript has 5 exons. Gene Ontology annotation, cellular component: cytoplasm; nucleus. Gene Ontology annotation, biological process: phosphorylation; phosphorelay signal transduction system; cytokinin-activated signaling pathway. NCBI's taxonomy places the organism in Eukaryota, Viridiplantae, Streptophyta, Magnoliopsida, Caryophyllales, Amaranthaceae. The record is from RefSeq and is a predicted model, not a curated record.